UGAAAUAUUAUAUCUUUAAAUGGAUGGAAUAUAAGAUGAUUCUCCAAAGAGCUUCGGUGGCACGGCUUAUGCCCAGACUCUCCCGGAACAACUUGAAAUCUGUCUAUUCCCUUUGAAGCCCGUAGCCUGGGAGCAAAACGAGAUACCAGUAUGCUGGAAAGGUGUUAUAGGGGAUCUCUCAACGAUCAUGGAUUAUUGACGUCAUAAGGUCAACUUAGGAGCGCAAUUCCGUGGUGCGAUUUCCCCGAUGGGACAAGUCUGUCGAUAGAUCGAGUGCGCAUUCAAAUCGCCCACGCACAUCCACACACAAAAAGGGUCUUGGAAAUUAGCUGGAUGGGGGCCCAAUGAGAUGGUGAUAAAUUUUAACUUUUCUACCUGGGGUACUGCCUGCCAGUCUAGAAGAGAAUACUGUAUCAAGACAAUAGCUGUGCACGAGUUCGGUCAUUUCCUUGGUUUCUCUCACGGGAAUAAUCGUCCAGAUACACCACGCAACAUCUGCACCGAAGAACCACAAGGAAAUCAUUGGACAUUUCAUGGUGAUAGCGUGGGACCUUCCCUCCGUGAUGAACUAGUGCAAACCCACUGGAGCGAGGAUAACCGCACUUGUUAGUGAAAUUGAACAAAACAUUUGUAGUACCCCUUAACUCAUUUCCCCAAGGUGUAUG
Aspergillus pseudonomiae is the source of this 665-nucleotide messenger RNA. RefSeq lists its product as uncharacterized. Bases 350 to 610 code for a protein of 86 amino acids. The transcript has a single exon. The record is from RefSeq and is a predicted model, not a curated record. Lineage: Eukaryota; Fungi; Ascomycota; Eurotiomycetes; Eurotiales; Aspergillaceae. Gene Ontology annotation, molecular function: metallopeptidase activity.